AUGAGGGUCACCACACCACUUCUGGGAAAGGGCCUGCUAGGCCGCAGCAUGGAUGAGCUGCGAAGGCGCACUAGCAUCGCGCUGAAGAUGGAAGCAGUGAAAGGGCCGCUUGGCCCUCGUGCAUUGUACGAAUUCAACAGCGCCGAAUCGAUACGAGAUUGUAUCCUCAUGUCCGACAACUUGAUUGGCGGCUCUUCAAAAAGCCACCUCGACUUCAUAUCUUCCGACACCAACUCUCCCGCAAAGAACACCAACUCCUCACCAUCAUCAUACGCCCGCUUCCACGGCCAAAUAUCUACCUCCCUCCCUGCGGAUCGACUGAACAUCCAGCGCAGCGGAUACGCUGCCUUUCGCACACCCGACCAAGCACCGACUGUAUUCGGCCGAUCGGUCUGGGAUAUUGACCCCUAUGCGUAUUUGGCCCUGCGGAUCAAGUCAGAUGGGAGGUCGUACUUUGUCAAUCUGCAGACUGAGGCGGUGGAACCUACGGAUCUGCAUCAACAUCGCUUGUUUGCCAAACGGCCUGGUCAAUGGGAGACUAUUAUGAUUAAAUGGAAUGAUUUUGUGAGGACGAACCACGGAUUUGUGGUGGAGCCACAGACGGAGAUUUUGAGACAGAGAGUGAGGACUGUUGGUAUUGGGUUGACGGAUCGUGUGGAGGGCCCGUUUGAGCUGUGUAUAGAGAGGGUGUGGGCUACGAAUGAGGUUUCUGAGGGGGCGACGGUGGUUGAUUCGGGAGGAAGUGAGUUGAAGAAUAAGAAGGGGGAGAAGAUUCAGUGGUAG
This is a messenger RNA of Pochonia chlamydosporia 170, 783 nucleotides long. RefSeq names its product complex I intermediate-associated protein 30. The transcript is spliced from 2 exons. Gene Ontology annotation, biological process: mitochondrial electron transport, NADH to ubiquinone; mitochondrial respiratory chain complex I assembly. Gene Ontology annotation, cellular component: mitochondrion. The record is from RefSeq and is a predicted model, not a curated record. Lineage: Eukaryota; Fungi; Ascomycota; Sordariomycetes; Hypocreales; Clavicipitaceae. Bases 1 to 783 code for a protein of 260 amino acids.